AUGCAUCAAUGGUUGAAGAAGAUCUAUGACAAAUCGGAUGUACCAGUCGCUGCUCAAGCAUGCAUCGUGCUGAUUUUCGCAUCAGCAUCUGUAUUCACCGUCGACUCCUUUGGCGACACUAUUGAUGCGAGUCAUCAAGGCUGGCAGUCGAGCGAGAUGUAUUUCAAGAAAGCGGAGAGCCUGCUCGCAAAGGAGACUGGUCCACCGCGGCUCGAGUCUGUACAGGCUAGAUUUGCGGCUGUUCAAUACUUGCUUGCAUCUUCGAGGCCGAACAAAGGUCUCUUCACCUUUGGAACUAUGAUACAGCUUAUGCAAGCUGUGGGUAUCCAUCGGCGACGCAGUUCUGGCACCAGUCCACUCGACUCGAUCACUAUCGAGAUUCAUCGUCGAUUGUUCUGGUGUGCUUUUACUAUGGACAAGUAUCUAAGCAUCAUUAUGGGCCGAAUGCCUCUGCUUCAUAUUGAUGAGACAAAUCAAACACUUCCAAUGGUUGUCAAUGACGAGGACCUCACUUCUGACGGCAUCCGACAACAGAGUUCUAUCACGGGCAGAGAUUGCCUACUUCACGCAACCCUCGCUCUUGUCGAAAUUGGCAUCAUUUUGGCCAAAGCCUCGCAAGAACAACAUCGUCUUCCCACUACAACAGAUCGCUCUCACGUUGAGGCAGCAGUACGGAGGAGUGGAGAAAUUCGCGACUGGCAUUCUAAACUGACGCCUAUACUAUCAGGGGCUAUCCACUCAAGCAGCCUGAUACCGUGCUUCCGCCGUCAACACUCCGUUCUUACCCUAGCACGCUUGCACGCGAUCAUGUUUAUUACCCGUCCACUACUUCUCCGUGAUCUCUCAGUUGGGCUCCCAGCAACAGAGGCUCAGCAAUAUCGAGAUCAAUUGCGCGCUUGUAUCUUCGCAGCACGAGACGCAAUUGAGAUGAUCAACGGUUCAGCACGUUAUCGAGUGCUCUACCCUGCAUUCUGGUUUUCACAGUACAUCGCCUUCUCCGCGAUUUCAAUAAUUCACAUAUACAUUAUUCAGCAGAGCAGACAGCGCAUUCCUACUGAUUUGUUCACCACCAACUCAACUGAAAGCACCACGAUGAACAGCAAGAGUCUAUUCCAGCUGGCACUUGAGGGUCAAGGUCAUCUCGCUGAGGCGGGAGUCAAAUCAGCUCCAGUCUGGCGCUAUUCACCAAUCCUGGAGGGUCUCUCUGCCGAAACAGGCAGAUGUACUGCCUCGCAAGUAACGGCAACACACGAGAGUAGAGCCUCGGUGGCUCAGACGGCACAAAUGUCAGUGGCCGCAAACCAACAUCACUCCAUGCCCAAUUCGAACAACAAUCGAGAGCCAGCCAGUGCACCUGAUCACUUCGCUAUUCCCUCUUUCGAGCUAGAUGCCAUGUGGAUGAAUGGGCAUGAGAGCUUAUUCGAUGACCUGAUCGCCGACAACAUGGAUAACAACAACUUGACAAUGGACUUCUGGCCGCAGUUUGACAACUUGCCUAUCGGAUGUGGAUUCCAAUGAAUGUUCUGACUUGAACAUGUAGAUUGAUGUUCAUUUUGAAUAUGUAUCCAGAUGGUUGUGGAUUGAGCUGCUUAUCUGCAUAACAAAAUGCCCUAGUUUCGUCCGGCUAAUUAGAUUGAUUCUUCCGCAAAUCCUCCCGACCAUCCGGCC
This is a messenger RNA of Aureobasidium pullulans EXF-150, 1668 nucleotides long. RefSeq lists its product as uncharacterized. The record is from RefSeq and is a predicted model, not a curated record. The transcript is spliced from 2 exons. The coding region runs from base 1 to 1518 and encodes 505 amino acids. Gene Ontology annotation, cellular component: nucleus. Gene Ontology annotation, molecular function: zinc ion binding; sequence-specific DNA binding. NCBI's taxonomy places the organism in Eukaryota, Fungi, Ascomycota, Dothideomycetes, Dothideales, Saccotheciaceae. Gene Ontology annotation, biological process: positive regulation of transcription by RNA polymerase II; DNA-templated transcription.